Penicillium daleae is the source of this 981-nucleotide messenger RNA. RefSeq lists its product as uncharacterized. NCBI's taxonomy places the organism in Eukaryota, Fungi, Ascomycota, Eurotiomycetes, Eurotiales, Aspergillaceae. Bases 1 to 981 code for a protein of 326 amino acids. The transcript has 2 exons. The record is from RefSeq and is a predicted model, not a curated record.
AUGAGUAGUUGUCUGAAAGAUAAGCUCGCCUCUAAUGCUGAGCUUGAAGCUUCCCCAGAGCUAUCAAAACCAAAAUGCACCGAUUUCUUCCAAAUUACUCGCGCUAAGCCCUGGGCUAUCAACACAGGCAGCUGGUACACAUUCUCGUCCGAACCCAAGCUGUGCUUCCAAAUAAGACAAGGUUCCUCCUGGAGGGAAGGCUAUAUGUUACCGAUAUAUAACAUCUGGAGUCCCCCAUACUUCGGAAUCUCGCUACCAGAGCCAAACUCAACUCAAGACACGAGGACCAUUAUAGGUCUUGGGGAAGUGGUUCUGUCAGACCAAAGUUCAUCGAACAUAAAGAAGUCCUAUAAGCUGAACUGCAACGACCUUAUCGUGACCAGCUACGAAGACGAUGCAGCAUCCCUGAAGGCCAGAGGCACCGGGUCAAUUCCGUUCGAAAGAGAGAACGUCGUCGGUGGUAUUGAUGUUGACUACCCCAGUUUCCUGCAAUGCAGGUGUUGCCUUCGAUACCGAGGGUGGGUAACCCUAGCCAACGGCGAACGCUGGCGAUUUGACGAAAUCAUCCGGUCAAACCGCCAGUCGUAUUACCAGUUCCAGCGCGUGGGCAAUCGCGUUGCGCAUCAAAUGGUAAAUCGCGUUGCGCAUGAAAUGGUAUUCCCAAAGAUAUAUCCUAAGACGCUCCAAUGGGAGUGUUAUAACGAUUGGAAGUCGGAAUAUGGAGAGGCACCGGCGAAUAUGCCGUUCAUUUUGGACCAGGACACGCGCCUCUGCCGCGUUAACCCAGACUGGCACGGACAACGGCACUGGGACGCUUCUAAGCUUGUAGCUCCCGUGGUUGCUAUUAUGAACCGAGAAUUCCUCGUCUUUGUCAAUGGGUUGAAGGAGGCUAAGGAGAUUGAGACUGCUAUUCUUCGAGAGCUGGUUCUCAUGACAGGUCUCACGAUUGCGAAGUUUGAACGCCCUAAAUUGGACAAAUAA